Molecule: messenger RNA, 814 nt
Organism: Clupea harengus (Atlantic herring)
Lineage: Eukaryota; Metazoa; Chordata; Actinopteri; Clupeiformes; Clupeidae
Gene: dusp19b
Product: dual specificity phosphatase 19b
Biological process (GO): regulation of MAP kinase activity; protein dephosphorylation
Cellular component (GO): cytoplasm
Molecular function (GO): JUN kinase phosphatase activity
Source: RefSeq, a predicted model, not a curated record
CCUAGAGGACUUUUAUGUGAUUUUUAAGUUACUUUUUACAAACCGGAAGUGGAAUCUUGGUGGUUGCUCCUGUUUUCACUAGAGUGUUAUCCGGCUGUGAGAUGACUGCUUUUCCUCGCAUAGUAAAACAUUAGGCGAUGUUUGUUCAGUACCCACUGUAAUAAUGAAUUCACUAACUAGUGAAAUUCAGGGAUUUUCUAAAUCGCAUCUGAAGAAACAGUCCACGCGGGUGACAACAAUCACCGGAAGACAAUUAAUAGAAACUCGGAGCGGCACUUCAGUCCUUCUGGCAGAAUGCUCCACGGAGCGCAGCACAGACUGCGGGUUUGUCCAGGAUUUGAGUUUGGACCUACAAGUUGGUCUUAUCAAACCAUUUAUUUUAAUCUCUUCCCAAGAUGCUGCUCAAGAUAUUGACACAUUGAGGAAAUACAAGGUGACACACAUACUGAAUGUAGCGUACGGGGUGGAGAACGCCUUCCCUGACCUGUUCCACUAUAAAACAGUGACUGUGCUCGACGUCCCGGAGACUGACAUCACAUCCUGCUUCCAAGAGUGCUUUGCCUUCAUAGACCAAGCCAGAGAUCAGGGAAGUGUGGUGUUACUCCAUUGCAAUGCUGGGGUGUCCCGCUCAGCCUCCGUGGCGAUAGCGUACCUGAUGUCCCGGGACGCGCUCUCCUUCCAGGAGGCCUUCGAUGCCGUGAAAGCCGUCCGUCCGUCCAUCCGCCCCAACCCUGGCUUCCUCACGCAGCUGAAGACCUACACACCCUGAGUUACAAACCCCCCCCCACACACACACACACACACACCCUGACAG